UUCAGUUAUUGGUGUGACUUUGGCGAAUACGGUUCGUUCUCUCUCCUGCUCGGUGUUCCCGUUCCGGUGCGUGCCUGCUCGGUGUCAGCUGUCCCGCAUCCGAAAGAAAGUUGGCCUACCGCGUGCGUGCACUGUGCUCGGCGUUUCGUGGAUUGGUGUUUGUGUGUACAAAAACUGCACCGGUUUUUUGUUGUUGUUGUUGUCGGUUCGGUGCAUGCAGUGUGGUCGGCGCGUGCAUUCGUUGCACUCGGUGUGAUGGUGUGAUGCGAUGUGUUAAGGGUGAGCUGCAUGGGGUAGUGCAUAAGAUGCGUGUAGUGUAGUGUGGUGGUUGUUGUUACUUAUUGCUCGGCGAUGGUGUGUUUAUGGGCCGUUUAGGGUGGAACAGGUUUUUUUGUAUCUGCUGAGCUAGUGGAAGCGGCAACAGAUGUGUUGGUAGUCUUCGUGGUAGUGGUAGUAGUGAUGAGGUAGUUUAAUAGUAGCAGGGCAUUUAAAUUCCACUUAAGAAAAGUCCUCAAAUUGGGGUUUGAGCUGGUUGGCGCUGCAGGAGCACUUAUGUAUACUAAGCGUCGUUUAUAAGGCUUGUUAGACUUCUCAAACUAAGUGAUAUACUCAGCUGGUUCUCAGGAGUAAUUCAAAGGGGGAAUUUACAUAUUGUAAAUCCAGUGUUAACAGUAAUUUUAGUUUAAAUUGAAAAAAGAAAGUGAUAACUGAAGAAUAAGUGCGAAAAUUGUUUAAGCAUUAGCUCUAGAAAUAGAGUUGUGAUCGUGUGCAGCCAGCCACAGCUUUGAAGUGACAGAUCAUUGAAGGAGAACACAUUUGAAAGGAAGCAGUGAAGCGGUUUGAGCCCAUUUAUUAAAGCCAGAAGUUUCUGCCUCCCCCUCCUUCCUUCUCCCUAUCGAAAUCUUCAAAAGGACGUAAGAUUGAAUCCAUGGUUGGCCCCAAUUCAGUGAAAGUUCUGGUCGCAAGUGCUGGUUUUGAGCUACAGUGAGUGUAAUGCGCCGGGAAGAUGGUAUGCGCUGCCAGCAGUAAGAUGUUCGCUGACCGCUGCUGGCUCGUGUGUUCGGCAUUUCGGCAUUUCCUGCGCCUGGUUCCGGUCGAACCGAGUGUAACCGCGUACUGGUCCCGGUGUACUGCAAGCGUAACGUUAUGAAGUCCAGUGGACGCGAUCCGACCGAACGUACCAAAGCGUUGCUAAACAGUGCAAGUGGGCUGCGUGGCAGCAGCAGCAGAGUGGGACGGUUUUGUGGCCGGCUGGUUGGGCUAAGCGGCAGUACAUUCGUUGCCGUGGUAGCUGUGCUCGGGUGUUUGGUGGUGUCCACCGUGGGGGAUGUGUUUACCGUUGGCUAUCUGACAGGAUCGCAGCGGCGGCCGGGUGACCGCGUUUACGACCGUCCUGGAUUACAAAUUUCCGGUGCCAUAACCCUAGCCAUGACCGAGGUGAACGACCGGUACUUCAGCAAGCACGGACACGAGCUGCGGUUCGAGGUGGUGGAAACGUACGGCGAGGAGGUGACCAGCAUACGGAAGACGGCCGACCUCUGGACGCGGGACGUGAUCGGAUACCUUGGUCCGCAGGAAACCUGCGUGCACGAGGGCCGUAUGGCGGCCGCCUUCAAUCUGCCAAUGAUUUCUUACUUCUGUACGCACAAUGAAACGUCCAACAAGAAACACUUUCCAACGUUCGCACGGACGCGUCCGCCGGAUCUACAGAUUUCCAAAUCGGUCGUCUCGCUGCUGCUCGCCUACAACUGGACCCAGGUUAGUUUUUUGUAUCGUGCUUCAGACAACGGUGAGUUCGAUGCGGUUGCCGAAACGCUCAAGACGACGCUCCGGACGGCGAGCAUCCGGGUGCGGUCCGUCGCGACCUGGACCGACAUCUACCAUCACGGGUACUCGAGCAAUCCGUUCGAGCGGCUAGUGGAGGACACGUACGUGGACACGAGAAUUUAUCUGGUGCUGGGCUACCACUACGAACACAUCGGGCUGCUGGUGAGCCUAUGGCGGCGCGGUUUACUCGACCGGGGCGAAUACUUUGUCGUCGGUGUCGACAUCGAGCAGUACGACGCGGCCCUGCCGACGAAGUACAUGCACGGGCUGCUGCAGACGGCGCCGGAUACGGUUGCGGUCGAAGCGUUCCGGCACUAUCUGGCCAUCGUACCGUCGGCACCGGUACGAUUCGAAGAGUUUGCGGUUAAGGUUAACAAAUAUUUGGAGCUGCCACCGUUCAACUAUCGGAAUGCGCUGAUCUUCUUCGGAGGCGUAAAGCAGAUAAGGGCGGAAGCUGCCUAUCUGUACGAUGCGGUUCAUCUGUAUGCAAAUGCACUGAUGCAGGUGCUGCUGGCGGGCGGCAGUCCGAAGAAUGGUUCCGCCAUCAUCGAAGCGAUUAAGGGACGCGCUUACAUGAGUGCGAUGGGCUAUCUGGUGCACAUCGACGAGAAUGGGGACGCGACCGGAAACUACACGAUUCUCGCACGGAAACCCGUUCCGAGUACGGCCGCCGGCAACCAGUACGGAUUGUUUCCGAUCGGACGGUUCAGCUCACCGACCGUGGAUCGCAUACCGUUUAAAAUUCAGGAGAUUCGCCUGUUUGAUACGAUCGAUUGGGUCGGAUCCGGUCCUCCGGUCGCCGAGCCACGGUGCGGCUUUCGUGGUGAAAAGUGUAUCAGUUACACGGGCGAGAUAACGGGCGGCAUUGCUGGGGGUGCCCUGUUGCUGUUGGGUGUCGUGUCACUCGUCCUCUACCGGAACUGGCGCUACGAACAGGAGCUCGACAGUCUGCUGUGGAAGGUGGACUUUCGCGAAAUUCAGAUGCACGAGAAUGAGAAGGAAACGACCGGUCAGAAAAUGACACGGACCACGCACCCGCUGAUACGCACCAGCCAGGUAAGCUUAAGCUCCAACCCGGACCUAGACUUCCGCUACUCCACCAUCUUCACACCGAUCGGGCUGUACAAGGGUCAGCUGUACGCGAUCAAGAAGGUGAAGAAGAAAAGCAUCGACAUUACGCGGGAGAUGAAGAAGGAGCUGAAGCUGCUGCGCGACAUGCGGCACGACAACCUGAACGCAUUUAUCGGCGCGUGCACCGAUCCGCCCAACAUUUGCAUCAUUACCGAUUACUGCAACCGUGGCAGUUUGAAGGAUGUGCUGGAAAACGAAGACGUCAAGCUGGACAACAUGUUCACCGCCUCGAUGGUGGCGGACAUACUGCGCGGCAUGAUAUAUCUGCACGAGUCGCCACUUCGAUUUCACGGCUCGCUGCGUACAUCGAACUGUUUGAUCGAUUCCCGCUGGGUGGUGAAGCUGAGCGACUUUGGCCUGUUUGCGUUCAAGCAGGGCUCGGAGGAUGUGCCGGACGAGAAGGAAAAGCUGGAGGAAAAGUGUCAAAAACUGCUGUACCGUGCGCCCGAGCUAUUGCGUGCCGGCCCUACCGCAACCGUGCCGGGCACACCGAAAGGUGACGUCUACUCCUUCGGCAUCGUACUGUACGAAAUCUUCACCCGCCGCGGUCCAUUCGGCGAAAUCGAAUGCACACCGAUGGAGUGUCUCAAGCGCGUCCUGAACCCGCUCGAUCCAAACACACCGUUCCGACCCGCAAUCCAACCGCUCGAAACAUCGUUCGACUGUGUGCGCGAAUGUUUGAAGGAAUGUUGGGCCGAACGGCCCGAAGAUCGGCCCGACUUUAAGGCGAUACGCAACAAGCUGCGCGUCCUGCGGAAGGGUAUGCGACCGAACAUCUUCGACAACAUGAUGGCCAUGAUGGAAAAGUACGCCAACAAUCUCGAGCAGCUCGUUGACGAGCGUACGGAUCAGCUGCAGGAGGAAAAGAAGAAAACGGAAGCACUGCUGCUGGAGAUGCUGCCACGGCCGGUGGCAGAGCAGCUGAAGCGUGGCCAUAAGGUGGAGGCGGAAAGUUACGAUCUGGUGACGAUUUACUUUAGCGACAUCGUCGGCUUUACGUCGAUGUCGGCGGAAAGCACACCGCUGCAGGUGGUCGACUUUCUGAACGAUCUGUACACGUGCUUCGACUCGAUCAUAGGGCAUUACGAUGUGUACAAGGUGGAAACGAUCGGGGAUGCGUACAUGGUCGUGUCCGGGUUGCCGAUCCGGAACGGACUGAUACAUGCGGCCGAGAUUGCUUCAAUGUCGCUACAGCUGUUGGAAGCGGUCGCCGAGUUUAAGAUACGGCAUCGACCGAACGAUCGACUGUUCCUACGGAUCGGUAUCCAUUCCGGACCGGUAUGUGCCGGUGUCGUGGGGUUAAAGAUGCCCCGGUACUGCCUGUUCGGCGAUACGGUCAAUACGGCAUCGCGCAUGGAAUCGACCGGACAGCCGCUCAAGAUCCACUGCAGCUUACAGACCAAAGAGAUCCUCGACUCGCUCGGCGGCUAUCACUUCCAGGAGCGGGGCCUGGUGCCGAUGAAGGGCAAGGGUGACCAGCGGACGUUCUGGUUGGUGGGCGAGGAUCCGGAUGCGCGGGCCCGCCGCACCAAGGAACGGACCGAGCGGCGUGGUUCGCGGGCGCUCAACAAGUAUCUCGGUAUGCUGAAAAGCGUCACCAAUCUGCCCGGGGUACGCAGUUCGCUCAAGAGUCGCUCGUUGGGGUUGCCGCGCGGUUCGCUGCCUCGCUCGUCUAGUCUGGAGUCACCGAAAAGACUGAGAUUUGCCAGUGGAGCCAUGCUCGAGCAACAUCGGUACCAUCGGUACAGCGAUGAUGCGCUGAUGGAAGUCAUCUCCGACAGUAGCAUCCGCCGAUCGGAUUACAGCAUUUCGGACGGUGCCGAAGACAUUACUGCCUCGUGUCCGUGCAUCGAGCAUCUCGGCACGAGUCAUUCGACGGAACCGGCCAGCUUUCUGCUAACCAACUGCCCAACCGUAACAACACCACUGCUCAACAACAGUAUCGCCACCUAGAGGAGAGAUAACAUGAGAGAAGAAGAAAAAACAUAUAAGCGGAACGGUUUUAACUAUGUCCUUCCUUCUUACCGAUAUCUAGUCAUACGCUCAAUGUCUGUGUCUGUGUGCUUAACUGCCAAUAAGCAUAAGGUGAUAAUGAACAGCUAGAACACGGUCGCGACCGUCUAAGCUCUAUGUUGUAAUACACACAGUUACAGCGAAAGAAACAGUUACAGUGGAAAGGCUAGUGUGCAACACGGAUUUAAACACCCGAGAAAAGAGAAAACAGUAUUGUGCCGCGUAGAAAGUGCAAUGCACACAAACACAAGCACACACACACAUCCUUAUCAAUCACUGUUGUUCGUUUUUGUAAUGUGUCGUCAUGAAGCAUAAUUGUGAAAUAAACCCUUAAAUAGUUCACAAAACUGUA
This is a messenger RNA of Anopheles stephensi (Asian malaria mosquito), 5323 nucleotides long. RefSeq names its product speract receptor. Gene Ontology annotation, molecular function: guanylate cyclase activity; protein kinase activity; ATP binding. Bases 1147 to 4911 code for a protein of 1254 amino acids. The transcript is spliced from 17 exons. Lineage: Eukaryota; Metazoa; Arthropoda; Insecta; Diptera; Culicidae. The record is from RefSeq and is a predicted model, not a curated record. Gene Ontology annotation, biological process: intracellular signal transduction; receptor guanylyl cyclase signaling pathway; cGMP biosynthetic process. Gene Ontology annotation, cellular component: membrane.